AUGGAUAUAAGCGCCGUUCAGGAGGGUGGUUCAGUUGAUAUAGGCGCCGUUCAGGAGGGUGGUUCAGUUGAUAUAGGCGCCAUUCAGGAGGGUGGUUUCAUGGAUAUAGGCGCCGUUCAGGAGGGUGGGUUAGUUGAUAUAGGCGCCGUUCAGGAGGGUGGUUUGGUUGAUAUAGGCGGCGUUCAGGAGGGUGGUUCAGUUGACAUAGGCGCCGUUCAGGAGGGUGGUUCAGUUGAUAUAGGCGCCGUUCAGGAGGGUGGUUUCAUGUACAUAGGCGCCGUUCAGAAGGGAGGUUUCAUGGAUAUAGGCGCCGUUCAGGAGCGUGGUUCAAUUGAUAUAGGCGCCGUUCAGGAGUGUGGUUUUGUUGAUAAAGGCGCCGUUCAGGAGGGUGGUUUCAUGGAUAUAGGCGCCGUUCAGGAGGGUGGUUUAGUUGAUAUAGGCGCCGUUCAGGAGGGUGGUUCAGUUGAUAUAGGCGCCGUUCAGGAGGGUGGUUUCAUGGAUAUAAACGCCGUUCAGGAGGGUGGUUCAGUUGAUAUAGGCGCCGUUCAGGAGGGUGGUUUCAAGGAUAUAGGCGCUGUUCAGGAAGGUGGUUCAGUUGAUAUAGGAGCCGUUCAGGAGGGUGGUUUCAAGGAUAUAGGCGCCGUUGAUAAGGGUGGUUCAGUUGAUAUAGGCGCCGUUCAGGAGGGUGGUUUCAUGGAUAUAGGCACAGUACAGGAGGGGGGUUUCAUGGAUAUAGGUGCGGUACAGGAGGGUGGUUCAGUUGAUAUAGGCGCCGUUCAGGAAGGUGGUUUCAUGGAUAUAGGCGACGUUCAGGGGGGUGGUUUCAUGGAUAUAGGCGCCGUUCAGGAGGGUGGUUUCAUGGAUAUAGGCGACGUACAGGAGGGUGGAUUAAUGGAUAUAGGCGCCGUUCAGGAAGGUAGUUUAAUGGAUAUAGGCGCCGUUCGGGAGGGUGCUUUAAUGGAUAUAGGCGUCGUUCGGGAGGGUGGUUUACUUGAUAUAGGCGCCGUUCAGGAGGGUGGUUCAGUUGAUAUACGCGCCGUUCAGGAGGGUGGAUUAGUUGAUAUUGGCGCAGUUCAGGAAGCUUGUCCAGUUGAUAUAGGCACCGUUCAGGAGGAAGGUUUAUUUGAUAUAGGCGAAUUUCAGGAGGGUGGUUUAGUUGAUAUAGGCGACGUUCAGGAGGGUGGUUCAGUUGAUAUAGGCCCCGUUCUGCAUGGUGGUUCAGUUGAUAUAGGCGCCGUUCAGGAGGGUGGUUUCAUGGAUAUAGGCACCGUUCAGGAGGGUGGUUUCAUGGAUAUAGGCGCCGUUCAGGAGGGUGGUUCAGUUGAUAUAGGCGCCGUUCAGGAAGGUGGUUUCAUGGAUAUAGGCGACGUUCAGGAGGGUGGUUUCAUGGAUAUAGGCGCCGUUCAGGAGGGUGGUUUCAUGGAUAUAGGCGACGUUCAGGAGGGGGGAUUAAUGGAUAUAGGCGCCGUUCAGGAAGGUAGUUUAAUGAAUAUAGGCGCCGUUCGGGAGGGUGGUGUAAUGGAUAUAGGCGUCGUUCGGGAGGGUGGUUUACUUGAUAUAGGCGUCGUUCAGGAGGGCGGUUCAGUUGAUAUACGCGCCGUUCAGGAGAAUGGUUUAGUUGAUAUAGGCGCCUUUCACGAGGAUGGUUUAUUUGAUAUAGUCGCCGUUCAGGAGGGUGGUUUAGUUGAUAUAGGCGCCGUUCAGGAAAGAGGUUUCAUGGAUGUAGGCGACGUUCAGGAGGGUGGAUUCAUGGAUAUAGGCGCCGUUCAGGAGGGUGGUUUCAUGGAUAUAGGUGCCGUUCAGGAUGGUGGCGCCGUUCAGGAGGGUGGUUCAGUUGAUAUAGGCGCCGUUCAGGAGGGUGGUUUAGUUGAUAUAGGCUCCGUUCAGGAGGGUGGUUUCAUGGAUAUAGGCGCCGUUCAGGAGGGUGGUUCAGUUGAUAUUGGCGCCGUUCAGGAGGGUGGUUUAGUUGAUAUAGGCGCCGUUCAGAAGGGUGGUUUUAUGGAUAUAGGCGCCGUUCAUGAGGGUGGUUCAGUUGAUAUAGGCGCCGUUCAGGAGGGUGGUUUCAUGAAUAUAGGCACCGUUCAGGAUGGUGGUUUCAUGGAUAUAGGCGCCGUUCAGGAGGGUGGUUCAGUUGAUAUAGGCGCCGUUCAGGAAGGUGGUUUCAUGGAUAUAGGCGACGUUCAGGAGGGUGGUUUCAUGGAUAUAGGCGCCGUUCAGGAGGGUGGUUUCAUGGAUAUAGUCGCCGUUCAUGAGGGUGGUUCAGUUGAUAUAGGCGCCGUUCAGGAGGGUGGUUUCAUGGAUAUAGGCGCCGUUCAAAAUUGUGGUUCAGUUGAUAUAGGCGCCGUUCAGGAGGGUGGUUUCAUCGAUAUAGGCACCGUUCAGGAGGGUGGUUUCAUGGAUAUAGGCGACGUUCAGGAGAGUGGAUUAAUGGAUAUAGGCGUCGUUCGGGAGGGUGGUUCAGUUGAUAUAGUCGCCGUUCAGGUGGGUGGUUUAGUUGAUAUAGGCGCCGUUCAGGAGGGUGGUUUACUUGAUAUAGGCGCCGUUCAGGAGGGUGGUUUAGUUGAUAUAGGCGCCGUUCAGGAGGGUCGUUCAGUUGAUAUAGGCGCCGUUCAAGAGGGUGGUUCAGUUGAUAUAUGCGCCGUUCAGGAGGGUGGUUUAGUUGAUAUAGGCGCCGUUCAGGAGGGUGGUUUCAUGGAUAUAGGAGCCGUUCGGGAGAGUGGUUCAGUUGAUAUAGUCACCGUUCAGGAGGGUGGUUUAGUUGAUAUAGGCGCCGUUCAGGAGGGUGGUUUACUUGAUAUAGGCGCCGUUCGGGAGGGUGGUUCAGUUGAUAUAGUCGCCGUUAAGGAGGGUGGUUUAGUUGAUAUUGGCGCCAUUCGGGACGUUGAUAUAGGCGCCGUUCAGGAGGGUGCUUUAGUUGAUAUAGGCGCUGUUCAGGAGGGUGGUUUAUUUGAUAUAGGCGCCGUUCAGGAGGGUGGUUCAGUUGAUAUAGUCGCCGUUCAGGAGGGUGGUUUAGUUGAUAUAGGCGCAAUUCAGGAGGGUGGUUUACUUGAUAUAGGCGCCGUUCAGGAGGGUGGUUUAGUCGAUAUAGGCGCCGUUCAGGAGGGUCGUUCAGUUGAUAUAGGCGCCGUUCAGGAGGGUGGUUUCAUGGAUACAGGCGCCGUUCAAGAGGGUGGUUUAGUUGAUAUUUGCGCCGUUCGGGACGGUGGAUUAAUGGAUAUAGGCGCCGUUCGGGAGGGUGGUUCAGUUGAUAUAGUCGCCGUUCAGGGAUAUGGGCGCCGUUCAGGAGGGUGGAUGGAGGCGCCGUUCAGGAGCGUGGUUGAUAUAGUCACCGUUCAGGAGGGUGGUUUAGUUGAUAUAGGCGCCGUUCAGGAGGGUGGUUUACUUGAUAUAGGCGCCGUUCGGGAGGGUGGUUUAGUUGAUAUAGUCGCCGUUCAGGAGGGUGGUUCAGUUGAUAUUGGCGCCAUUCAGGAGGGUGGCGCCGUUCAGGAGGGUGGUUUCAGGCGGAGGGGUGGUUCAGUUGAUAGUCGCCGUUCAGGCGGUGGUUCAGUUGAUAUAGGCGCCGUUCGGGAGGGUGGUUUCAUGGAUAUAGGCGCCGUUCAGGAGGGUGGUUUCAUGGAUAUAGGCGCCGUUCAGGAGGGUCGUUCAGUUGAUAUAGGCGCCGUUCAGGAGGGUGGUUUCAUGGAUAUAGGCGCCGUUCAAGGAGGGUGGUUUAUGGAUUAG
Molecule: messenger RNA, 3720 nt
Organism: Acanthosepion pharaonis
Lineage: Eukaryota; Metazoa; Mollusca; Cephalopoda; Sepiida; Sepiidae
Source: the annotation of a GenBank genome assembly